Messenger RNA from Prunus persica (peach), 441 nucleotides. RefSeq lists its product as uncharacterized. NCBI's taxonomy places the organism in Eukaryota, Viridiplantae, Streptophyta, Magnoliopsida, Rosales, Rosaceae. The transcript has a single exon. The coding region runs from base 1 to 441 and encodes 146 amino acids. The record is from RefSeq and is a predicted model, not a curated record.
AUGAUCCUGUACAAGGCAGACGAUGCCCUAAUGUGCAAAGUGUUCGCGAUGACCCUGAGAGGAGCAGCUCAAGACUGGUUCCACACUUUACCGUCCGCGUCGAUAGGAUACUUCAAGGAGUUAGCCCUCAUCUUCACAAAGGAGUACACCUCCUACAAGACGGUCAGAAAGCAUGCGGACCAUAUGUUCAACCUGCGCAAAAAGCCAGACGAGUCUCUACGAGACUACCUGAGACGGUUUAAGGCUGAGAAGGCUAACAUCAUAGGAUGUAAUGACCAAGUUGCAUCCUCAGCUUUCAAGAAGGGCUUGCUAACCGAGCAUGAGCUAUACCGGGAGCUAGCCAUAACUCCAAGUCAAACCUUGGUAGAAGUGUUUGCGAUAGCAGAGCCCUACGCACUUUGGGAUGAUGAUCGUAUCACCGCAAAGAAAGCCAGCAAGUAA